CCGUACUCUAUCUUGUCUGUGGUGUGUAUUACGUCAAAAUCAAAUUUAAUUUCAUUCCAAAAUUAGUGGAUUUGGGGCUAGAUUAUAUUCAUUUGUUCUGAUUAUUUAUUGAUUACGAUGGCCGCAGCAGCUAAAAUACCGGCUCUCAUAAACUCGGCGUUAGCCCAGGCCCGCCCCAAAUUCAACAUCUUCAUGAAGUAUGCGAGAGUUGAACUGGCCCCACCCAAGCUGAGCGAGAUCCCACAAAUCAAGGCCGGUAUUGGCAAGCUGAUGUCGAGCGCCAAGACUGGAGCCUGGAAGCAACAGACAGUGAAGCAGGCCAGCCUAAACGCCCUAGUCGGCGCCGAGGUGCUGUUCUGGUUCUAUGUUGGAGAAUGCAUCGGCAAGCGCCACCUUGUCGGCUAUGAUGUUUAGAUAUUUUUAAGUGUUAAUUUGUAGAUAUAAUCAGUCAAAUGAAAUAAAUCAGCAAAACCUA
Molecule: messenger RNA, 475 nt
Organism: Ostrinia nubilalis (European corn borer)
Lineage: Eukaryota; Metazoa; Arthropoda; Insecta; Lepidoptera; Crambidae
Gene: ATPsynG
Product: ATP synthase subunit g, mitochondrial
Exons: 2
Coding region: 118-414 (98 amino acids)
Biological process (GO): proton motive force-driven ATP synthesis
Molecular function (GO): proton-transporting ATP synthase activity, rotational mechanism
Source: RefSeq, a predicted model, not a curated record